UCAAUCAUUAAUCGGAAAUAAGUAAAGGUUUAUAUACCGAAGGUGUUGUGUAUAAAAUGUGUCGUGAUAUUGUUAUAAUGCUUAUUAACUUUUGCCUGUGUAUUUAUAACAAAUAUGUUCACCGAUUUCUCGUAGGUAAGCGGAAUGACCGAUUCGGAUGAUUAUGGCUUUAUUCAAAAAGUUGGGAACAUGCCUAGCUGCGAUCAGAGAUGAUGUCAGUCUGAGGCAACCUUUACUGAUGUAAUGCGAAUUUCAAGUUGGCAGCGACCCAUGGCGAAGAUACGAAGAGACAAGAUUUGGCGCUGGCGUUGUCAAUGGAGUGUGGUGACACUUGCAGCAAUCGCACUUGUCGUGUACAAUGCAGUUGCCAACAUGUGGUUACUGAGCCCACAACCAUGCAGCGUACGGACCACGCCGCCUCCCAGCGAGCUGCCAACCUGCGAGCCGUGCGUCGAUACGGCUGCGGUUAUGGCCGUCGACGACGAUCCUAUAGCUAAGCUCGACUUGCGACUUGGCCGAUGGGACAGCUCUAGAUCGUACAGGAUGUUUGAUUACGCCACAGUCGGGGACAUGUAUGCUGAAGCAUCAGCAAAUCACCGCGUGUGCUUAGCAACUCAGAGCUCCAUAGAAAGAUUACACGAAUUACUAAGAGUUGCUGCUCACUGGUCAGGACCUAUAUCGGUAGCAGUAUUCGUAGCUGGAGACGAGUUGAGACUUCUGAGGGCAUUCGCCACGUGGUUGUUUCGUUGUCAACCCGAAGUUUAUGCUCGAUUAGCUCUGCACGCCGCUACCCCUAUCGAUAGACCAGGAAUUCAGGGUAAUAUGCCUAAAUGGGCGAAAAACUGCGAAGUAGCACCAUUGCCUCCGGGAGAGAGAAGAGCGGAUACGGUUGCAUGGAGAGCUCGGCAUCCUUACCCACAGAAUCAUCUCAGAAACUUGGCCAGAAGAAACUGCCAUACACCUUAUGUAUUCUUAGUUGAUGUGGAUAUUGUACCGUCUCGAGGAAUGGGAGAGGCACUAGACAACUUCCUAGCGAACGCACCAAAGUGCCCUCUGUGCGCAUAUGUCGUACCGACGUAUGAAUUAGACAAACGUGUAGCGAAUUUUCCCGCUAAUAAAUCGGAGUUACUUAGAUUAUCGAGGAACAAAUUGGCCAUACCUUUUCACAGAAAGGUUUUUAUUUACAACCAAUACGCCUCAAACUUUUCAAGAUGGGAGUCGUCUGGCGGGAACGAAACUGUCGACACCCACAUCAGCCACAACGUGACCAACUUUGAAUUGUUGUAUGAGCCCUUCUACGUGGCACCAGACACGGUGCCGGCCCACGAUGAGAGAUUUCUGGGCUACGGUUUCACCAGAAAUACUCAGGUGUAUGAGAUGUUCCUGAUCGGAUAUCAAUUCAAAGUACUCUCUCCGAUAUUUACGAUUCACUGGGGCCUACAAGCUCGGAGGACGCGCCCUCUCUGGAGGGAGAAACAGAAUGAGAAAAACCGUAAACACUUCGAGACCUUCAAAAGAGAAUUAUACGCAAGAUACAGGAGGGACCCUCUUCAUUUACUGCGAAGACCUCAGCAGGCGAAAAAAACAUAGGCUUCGCAAGGCCGUGCAACUACUGCCGGCCUUGUCUUCUUAUUCGCCAUUUUACUGAGACUUUUCUGACAUUACAAUCUGAUGUCUUGAAUUUGCAGUGUUUUUGGUUGUGCCCAAGAAUGGAUAAUGAACUUAAUGAAUACAGUGCAGUGACUCAAGGUGACUUUAGUCUGUAAGAAAUUGUAUUUUAAUUUAAAAAUAACGUCAAAGUUAUAUUAUAAGUUAUUUAGGUUUAAUUAAUGUACAUAUUUUAUAAUAAAUUUUCACAGGUGGAAAAACUUUCUAGAACGUAAUAAUAAAGUCCAUUCCAAUAGAAUUUGUAAAAUGAGAAAACCGAUUGAAAUAUCAGUCGAAAUAUUGCGAAAUAUUAUUUAUGAACAAAAAAAUACUAGAUACGAUUUUUAGUUAAUGAUAUAAAUAUAUAACGACGAUGACGUUUCUUAGAUUGUUAUACAAAUUCUAAUGAAACGGACCAAAUAUAAUAGUAACAUAGAGUUAAAAUACCUAUAUAGUGCUUUUUUAGAUUUCGUCGUUCGAUAUUACUUUAAAAAGGCCUAAAUUUACGCACUAGAAAGUUAUAAGUAUAUAGUUGUAAAUAUACAUUCAAUAAAUAAAGUCAUUUAAAGAACGGUCUAAAUGUACAACCUUGACAUUUUUACGUUUUAGACGUAAACAAAAAAAAAAAAUCGGUGUGAGUCGCUGUUUAUUUUUACUUCUUCAAAAUAGUUACACGUUCAGUUAAAAUUAUAUGCAAGAGAAAUUUUAUCUUUGUCAUUGUUUGCUUGUUAUUAUUUUGUUAAGGUAUGAUACGAAAAUAUUUUAAAAAUAGAACACCAAAGUUGAAGCGUUUUAUCGUUGUGGUCGUACGUUUUGUUUCGUGAUGUUAUCGCAUUUUCAAGUGAAGUAACGUGGGGGUUACUCUAGCCUAUCAACUGUACUUACCGUCUGCGAUAUGUUAUACUAAUAAUUAAACCCUAAAUUUCAAUAGAAAGUUUAAUUAAAAAUAAUGAAUAGCCAACUUUAAUACUAUUCUGGAAGAACGAAUUUAAAACUUGUCGGUACAUUUAAAAUUAAAAUUUCAUAAUCUAAUCGAUUAUGAAAUUUGAACCUUGAAAAUAUCAACGCUUACGCUAAUCAGCGAGGUUGAAACUUUUCCAUUUUACAAUUGAAUUCAUAUUAAAUCAUGAGAGUCGAAUUUAUUACAGAAUGGUCUUAUUAUAGAAAGUAUAAGGGUAACUUUAAAUAUAUUUAAAUUUUAAAUUGGUUGAUUUGAUGACGGGCGAAUGCAAGUAAAUGUAUUCGAAUAAUUUCAUUUUGUAAGUUAAAUUCGAAAAACGAUUGCCGUUAGCAUCAAUUCUAUUGCUGCGUUAGAUAAGCUUAACGAUCAACUAUGGAAACGAUAUGACCGAAUGAGCAGCAAAAAUUUUUAAAUUUGCUGUAAAUGUUUGUUUCAUUUACAAUAAAUGUUAGAAUUGGUUUUGGAAAAUGAAUAAAUUGAUAAGUAUUUGUUUUUUAAAUAUGUUGUUGAUUUAUCCGAUUGUGUUUGUCCAAAGUGUGUUUGUAACGGUUUCUCUUGGGUUUUUAAGUGCUACGGUGACACAAUUAUUGAUAUAUUCCGACCCCCGCCGCGGCUGUCUGUCUGAACGCUAUAAACUCAAAAACUACCAACGGACGGAUUGAGUCACAACAAGUUUAGGUGUAUAAUUCAUUAUAGUUUUAUGUUGAUAGUUAUGUGAAUGAAGAAUAUGCAGCCUCAGAUUUAUGCUUGGGCCUCCAAAACAACGGCCCACGACUGCCGGGUAGCCGAGGGGGUAACCCAGUCAAAAAUAAUAUAAUUUUACUGUAACCGCUUCCGAAUGUGUACUUCAAAUGUAAAAGUACCUAGGGGCCUUGAAUCUUUAUGUCCCCGCUGAUUUUUAGUUGAGUGACCACACUUUUUGUGGCAUCUUCUUGGAUUUAUUAUUAGUAAGCUUAAUAGUGUUUGG
Nymphalis io (European peacock) is the source of this 3575-nucleotide messenger RNA. RefSeq names its product beta-1,4-glucuronyltransferase 1-like. The coding region runs from base 244 to 1590 and encodes 448 amino acids. The record is from RefSeq and is a predicted model, not a curated record. Gene Ontology annotation, molecular function: glucuronosyltransferase activity. Lineage: Eukaryota; Metazoa; Arthropoda; Insecta; Lepidoptera; Nymphalidae. The transcript has 5 exons.